Rhododendron vialii is the source of this 1429-nucleotide messenger RNA. Its product is annotated as geranylgeranyl transferase type-1 subunit beta. Gene Ontology annotation, biological process: protein geranylgeranylation. The transcript is spliced from 11 exons. Gene Ontology annotation, cellular component: CAAX-protein geranylgeranyltransferase complex. The record is from RefSeq and is a predicted model, not a curated record. Gene Ontology annotation, molecular function: CAAX-protein geranylgeranyltransferase activity. Lineage: Eukaryota; Viridiplantae; Streptophyta; Magnoliopsida; Ericales; Ericaceae. Bases 132 to 1193 code for a protein of 353 amino acids.
UACGGGGUUUUGGUAGACCCCAGUCCCACUCCGGUUCAGCUUCGCAUUUCAUAGCAUCGGCGAACCCUACUCGCCGAUCUCUAUCUCACUCCCACAGAAUCUGAUUCGAACUCUCGCACUUCAAUUAUUCCAUGGACUCGGACUGGAAUCCAUCGCUCGAUUCAAAUUCUUCGAUGAAAUUCGACAGAGAUCGCCACGUUCGAUUCCUUGAGAUGAUGUACCAGCUGUUGCCGUCGGAAUACCAAGGCCAAGAGAUCAACCGCCUCACUCUCGCCUACUUCGUCAUCUCCGGCCUCCACAUGCUCGGCGCCGCCGAUCGCAUUGACAGGGAAGGGGCUAUAAAUUGGGUUUUAUCAUUGAAAGCUCAUGUGAAGAACGAGUCUGAUCUGAUUAAUGGACAAUUCUAUGGGUUCCAUGGUUCUAGAAGUUCUCAAUUUCAACUGGAUGAUAAUGCGGCUUGGAUUCCCAAUGGUAGUCACUUGGCAAGCACAUAUUGUGCACUUGCAAUAUUGAAGACUCUUGACUAUGACUUGACGCUUCUUGACUCUGAAUCAAUCUUGAAAUCAAUGAAAAAACUUCAACAGCCUGAUGGGAGUUUUAUGCCCAUCCAUACAGGGGCAGAGAGAGAUCUUAGAUUCAUAUUUUGUGCAGCUGCCAUCUGUUCUAUGUUGGAGAACUGGAGUGGCAUGGACAAGGAGAAAGCGAAGGAAUACAUAUUAAAUUGUCAGUCAUAUGAUGGUGGUUUUGGAAUGAUUCCUGGGUCAGAAUCUCAUGGUGGUGGAACUUACUGUGCUGUUGCAUCUCUUCGGUUGAUGGGAUUCAUCGAACAUGAUGUACUGUCUAAAGGUGCAUCCCCUUGCAUCAUUAAUGUGCCGCUGCUUCUGGAUUGGAGCCUGCAGAGGCAAGCAGUUGAUGGUGGAUUCCAAGGUAGAGCCAACAAGUCUAGUGAUACUUGUUAUGCCUUCUGGGUUGGGAGUGUUUUGAGGAUUUUGGGGGGCCACAAAUUCCUUGACGAGAAAGCUUUGCGCCAAUUUCUAUUAACUUGCCAGUCCAAGUAUGGAGGUUUCAGUAAAUUCCCGGGACAGCUGCCAGAUCUUUACCACACCUAUUACGGGUUUUCUGCAUUUAGUCUGCUACAAGAGCCUGGGCUAAACCCAAUCUGUGUUGAACUUGGAAUAACAGAUGGAUGCUAGCGGACUAUUAUUCCGACGCUGCCUGUACUUCUGUGCAGAUUAUUUUCUUCUGUUAACUGUCAUCUAAAUUUAGACCUCACAAAAUGUCAGAUGUUUGUAAGGGAUUUAAUAGAGCAUUUUUUGUUUAGUUUUUCUCUAUUUUUUCCGUUCUUGUGUAUUUGGAGUUAUGAACAAAUGUGAUCCAAACAGGUUUUGUACCUGUAACAUCAGAGGUACUAUUCAGAUUGUUCCCGUCA